Messenger RNA from Acromyrmex echinatior (Panamanian leafcutter ant), 1135 nucleotides. RefSeq lists its product as hypothetical. NCBI's taxonomy places the organism in Eukaryota, Metazoa, Arthropoda, Insecta, Hymenoptera, Formicidae. The record is from RefSeq and is a predicted model, not a curated record.
ACCGCAAGCGUAUAUAUCGCUGGCUCACCGGUCGGAGCUCAUUUUACACGGACUGCCGAUUUUCUCGGCAACUGAAGCGUGCCCGGCGUGGUAUCCACUGCGUCCGGUCAGUUUGUCGUCGAACAGUGGAUCAACGGCGGAUCAGUUAGUUCGCGGUUGUUCGUUGCACCGUUCAUUCCUUCUUUCUAUAUUGCCCAUACCCAGUUGACAUCUUCUCUCUUUCCAUAUGUCGUUUCCAUAGAUCCAACUUUAAAAUCUUGCAUACGGAACAAAACGAGCUCAACCAAAAGUGGACACGAGCAACGGAAGAGGCAUGUCGUGACGACCGUAGCUCAUCUUUCGUGAUUCAUCGUCGAUCCUAGAGAAAGACAGUGCUCGCUUCGUCAGUCAUUCGGAUGUUAUUCGAGGAAACAUUCGUCGGGUACUCCCUGAUCUAGGAAAAUCAAUCAGUGCGCGAUGACGUCUUGACAAUGAAAUAAGGUGAGAUAGACGAAAGAGUAAGAUUGUAGACGAAACCGUGCAAAUACCAUCAGUGGAUUUCCAGCGAGAACUCAUUCUUCAUGAAUGCGAGAAAAGAUGCUGUUGAGAGCUAAUCUGGUCGCGGUUUUGCUGACCUUGAAUUGCGUCAGUCGCGCGAGUGAGCAUUCGAAAUCGACGUCAGAGAAAUGGCAGAAAGAAGAGAGAACCGUCAUUUCCGGCGAGAAGAUCCUUAGGUACAUGAAUGAUAAUAUCACCUUCGAGAAUCCUAUUUCUUCGGUCAAUGGUCACAACGUCAAAAAUAACAUAGCCAAGAUUCAUCGUUCAAUUGAUGAAGACUUCUAUAAUGCACAUUCUAAGAUUGAAGUGGAGGAACGAGAUGAAGCACGGCGUAAGAAACGAAAGGUUGGCCGUACUAUGUUGGCGUUGCUGAUGGCAUAUAAACUCAAAUUUGUCGCUCUGAUACCAACAAUACUUGGAGGUUUGAUUCUUCUCAAAGGAACGACGCUGCUUGCGGGAUUCUUCUUCGCCUUGUUUGCUGCCGUUCUCGGACUGAAGAUACAUUGACAACGAAAUCAGGAUCUUUAGAAGGAGAGCACCAAGAAUAUACUAAGAAACACUACAAAUGGAAAACGUUACGCGAAACAAUUCUCAUGUA